Molecule: messenger RNA, 1449 nt
Organism: Lepidothrix coronata (blue-crowned manakin)
Lineage: Eukaryota; Metazoa; Chordata; Aves; Passeriformes; Pipridae
Gene: COL9A2
Product: collagen type IX alpha 2 chain
Exons: 28
Coding region: 1-1449 (482 amino acids)
Source: RefSeq, a predicted model, not a curated record
AUGGCCGGGGGUCCCUCGGUGUUCCAGCUCUGGCUCGUGCUCCAAACCUCCUGCCUCUGCCUGGCCCAGCUCAGAGGGCCACCGGGCCAGCCCGGCCCGAGAGGGCCCCCCGGUCCCCCAGGAGUGCCGGGAGCGGACGGGAUUGACGGUGACAAAGGCCCUGCUGGAGCCCCGGGCUCCCCGGGUGUCAAGGGGGACCCCGGAGCCCCCGGCCCCGAUGGACCCCCAGGGAAGCCGGGCAUCGACGGCCUGACAGGAGCAAAAGGGGAGCCAGGACCCAUCGGAGCACCAGGAAUUAAAGGCCAGCCUGGACUUCCAGGGCCUCCAGGGCUCCCUGGCCCUUCUCUGCCAGGACCACCCGGGCUUCCAGGCCAAGUGGGGCUUCCUGGAGAGAUCGGGGUGCUGGGACCCAAGGGUGACCCUGGACCCGAUGGCCCCCGGGGCCCCCCAGGCCCUCCAGGGAAACCCGGCCUCCCGGGACACAUCCAAGGACUGGAGGAAGGCAGCGCUGAUAUCCUGUGCCCGACCAGCUGCCCCCCAGGUCCCAAGGGCCCCCAGGGACUGCAGGGACUGAAGGGACACAGAGGCCGCCCCGGUGCCCUCGGGGAGCCCGGCAGGCAGGGGGGGCAGGGCCCCAAGGGCGACGUCGGUGCCUCUGGAGAACAAGGAGUCCCCGGCCCGCCGGGACCUCAGGGCCCCAGGGGGUACCCCGGGAUGGCAGGACCCAAGGGCGAGACGGGCCCUGCUGGGUACAAGGGCAUGGUGGGGUCUGUUGGAGCAGCUGGGCGGCCGGGCAGGGAAGGCCUCAAGGGACCACCCGGGGACCCUGGUGAGAAGGGAGAGCUGGGUGGCCGUGGCAUCAGGGGACCCCAGGGAGACAUCGGCCCCAAGGGGGAGAAUGGUCUGCCGGGCAUCGAUGGCAAGGAUGGCACCCCGGGUAUCCCGGGGGUGAAGGGCAGUGUGGGACAGGCCGGACGCCCGGGAACGCCGGGACACCGGGGACAAGCUGGCUUGCCAGGCCAGCCGGGAAGCAAAGGUGGCCCGGGAGACAAGGGUGAAGUGGGUGCCCGUGGCCAGCCCGGUGUCACCGGUGCCCCAGGGCAGCUUGGGCCGAAGGGCGAGCAGGGCCAUCCGGGGAUCCCGGGACCCCAAGGCUUGCCAGGAGUCAAAGGAGACAAGGGCUCCCCAGGGAAAACUGGCCCCAAAGGCAGCGUUGGAGAUCCCGGUGUCCACGGCCUCGCUGGGCUGAAGGGAGAGAAGGGUGAAGUGGGUGCCCGUGGCCAGCCCGGUGUCACCGGUGCCCCAGGGCAGCUUGGGGAGCCCGGCCCUCGGGGCGAGCAGGGCCCAGAGGGUGUCCCUGGGCUGAAGGGCGACCGGGGCGAGCGUGGCCUCGUGGGGCCCCCGGGGGAGCAGGGCAGAGUGUUAAACUUUGAAAUCCCUGAUCCCUGA